Messenger RNA from Exophiala xenobiotica, 964 nucleotides. RefSeq lists its product as uncharacterized. NCBI's taxonomy places the organism in Eukaryota, Fungi, Ascomycota, Eurotiomycetes, Chaetothyriales, Herpotrichiellaceae. The record is from RefSeq and is a predicted model, not a curated record. The transcript is spliced from 3 exons. Bases 1 to 912 code for a protein of 303 amino acids.
AUGUCUGUGAUGGCAUUCACUGAUAUCAAAGCAAGCGAGCAAGAGGCAAACCCUGAUAUCCAGCAUCGGUUCUCAUACCAGCUCAUCUUCAGUGUCUGGCCAGCAACACCUGCAUCAUCGGGUGAAAGUGCACCUUCCAAUAUGACUGCAUCAAAACGUCCUUAUGGUUCUGCGAGCGAUCUGUGGAUCAUGGUCGCCUGUGAAAUUUCAUCGGAAAGUGAUACACAUACUACAUCAACCAUGCACAGUAGAGACCCAUUACCGGAUGUGAGUGACGGGGCAAUCGAGCACAACGAGAAAGAGGUCAGCGGCUCUGCUGCUCGAAGCCCUGACAGCUCCGAAGUUGGAGAAUUGUCUCUGCCGGCACCAACACUGCAGGGGCCUGGGACUGCCGAGUAUAAUGCAACCGAGUCAAAUGAUUCUUGCCCUGUACUUGAUCCGAACACCAGCGACCCUGGCGAACAUGCCUCGGAAAAGCCCUGGAAAGAAGAAUUCGUCAAACACCAUAAAGCGAUCAAAAGAGCCAGAAAAGAGGCCCAACGAAGACUGUGGCGAUUCGAAAACACCGGAGAUCCGGACAUUUUCACAACGUUCAAAUCCGCGUUUUGGAGCUGGAUUGAGCUCGUGAAGGGCGUGAGGCGCGUCUCGAAAGAGUACAAUAACGAUCUGGUGGAAGAAAUACACGCAUUCAUCAAUGGCCUUCGUCUGUUGAUGGAUCGAAGAAGCGAUGAACUGAGUACCGUCGUCCUCGCAUCAGAUUUGUCACUGGAUUGGAAGGCGAUGGACAAGCAGUUCGAAGAAUUGCGCACGUGGCAGCUGUUUGCAAAUGAGGUUGACGGCAUCUUCCUGGACUGGGUGUUUGACGAAUCCAUGGAACUGUUUCGAGAAUGGGAGGAUCCUGCGGCAGUAUGACUGAGCGAUACAGCAUGCAGGUCCAUACAUGAUGGUGCCGCAAAGUUGUCCU